Nicotiana tabacum (common tobacco) is the source of this 531-nucleotide messenger RNA. RefSeq names its product pectinesterase inhibitor-like. Gene Ontology annotation, molecular function: pectinesterase inhibitor activity. NCBI's taxonomy places the organism in Eukaryota, Viridiplantae, Streptophyta, Magnoliopsida, Solanales, Solanaceae. Gene Ontology annotation, biological process: negative regulation of catalytic activity. The record is from RefSeq and is a predicted model, not a curated record.
AUGGCAUUUUCACUUAACAAACAAUUUUUAUUGACAAUUAUAGUUCUGCAAGGCAUAUACGAGGCACAUGCAAGUAGCAAAUAUUCAAUCUCUUUGAUAUGUUCAAAGGCACCAAAUCCUUCUUUAUGCCUACUAGCUUAUAACUCAGAUCCGCGUUCUGCAAACGCGGAUCUUCGUGGUCUAUGCCAAAUUGCCAUAGACUUUUCAGAGAAGAGCGCUAGACAGACGUUGGAUUUGGUUAAUCAACUCUUGGAAAGUGCCAAAGGGGUCUUGGAAACGAGGUUACAAGCGUGCGCGUUCCACUAUUUGAACUGCGCAAAUUUGUUCAACCAAACUGGAAAAAUUUUACAGUCUGGAGAUUUUAGAAAGACCGUGGAUGGUGGUAAUGGGGCGUUGGCGGAAAGUGCUAAUUGUGACGCGGCGUUUAUAGGCUCACCGCCUAAGGAACCGGUCGAGGUUCGACAGUUUAGCGUGUUAGUGCAACAAUUGGGUGCUGUUGUUGUUCUUACUGCUACAUUCUUAGACCACUAG